Cornus florida is the source of this 3341-nucleotide messenger RNA. RefSeq lists its product as uncharacterized. Bases 1056 to 2741 code for a protein of 561 amino acids. The transcript has 5 exons. Lineage: Eukaryota; Viridiplantae; Streptophyta; Magnoliopsida; Cornales; Cornaceae. The record is from RefSeq and is a predicted model, not a curated record.
CUAGAGAUAUUUUCUCUCUCUAGAAAAUCCUCUCUAAAAAUAAAAAUUUGUAUGCCGUCCCUCGUCCUUGCCUCUACCUUGCCCUUUUCUCAUUCGCGAUAACUUCCGAACAAAACCUACUGAAACACAUUACAGAAAACACAGACAAAACACACCACAUCAGCGAACGGCUUAGAGAGAAAGUAGAGAACUGGUUCUGGAUUCGUUUUUCAUCACCUGCGAGAUCUUGUCCCACCUACAAUGUAUACUUUGUAGCGGACAAGGGUUUACUCUGAAGGUCUCAAAUUUCAAAUCUUGGAGUGAUUAGGGUUACGAUCAAGAAGCAGAUUAGGAAUCUUGGGGUCCAUUGGACUUUUAUGGGCAUGAGCUUCGAUCUUUCAAGUGUUCCAGGUGGUGGAUUGUGCUGUUGUAGUGUUGCCCUUUUUGGCAUUGGAAUUUCAUCAGAGAGAGUGAGUGGGGAAAUCAUUUUCUGCAUGGAAGAGGAUUGCACGUAUAGAAUUGUGUAGGCUGUGAUCAGGAGCUGGGAAUUUCUUGUUUGUAGAUUAAAGGGUUUAGUUUCUGUUGCUCAUAGUAGGGGAUGAUUUUGGUUAUCGGUUUUGAUCAUAAGGUGGAGGUGAUGUUUCUAUUUUGGCCGGGCAGGCAAGGCAGAAAAUCCGAUUGCAGAAAACCCAUUUUGUUUCUCAAGAAACCAUUUGGAUUAACAUAGUUUGAGCAAAGUCUGUGCCCCCAAAGAGCAUUUUAUUCUCUGCUGUAACUGUGUCUGGACGCUAGAGUUUGCAGUAGUAGCACCAGUGUGAUAUCUAGUAGCUUGGAUUAAAUUAAUUUUCUUGAACCAAAGGUUACUUAUAUUUUGUGGGUGUUGGAAUUUGUGAGUGCUUGGUGACCGAAAAGUUCAUUAAGAAUUAUUGAAGCUGGAAACGAAUGCGGGGACAUGGUGCAUGGGCAAGAUCAUUGUUGCUGGUUCGUUCACUUUCUUGAACAGUGCUGCUGGAAAGUAAUUGAAGCAUUUUUCUUUCUCUUCAGUGCCCAUUUGGCUUAUUCCAGGAUCUUGUGCAAUGUCUCGUUGUUAUCCAUUUCCACCACCAGGAUAUGAAAAGAAGACUAGAACAGAUGAUAUUGACUUGCUGAAAAAGGAGAAGAGCAGAGAGAAAAAGCAUAAAAAGGAGAAGAAAGGCAAAGAAAAGAGAGAGAGUAAAGAAACAAGGGAGAAAGAUAAAAGUGAUGGAGAGCAUAGAGAUAAGAAAGAGAGAAAGAAAAAGAACCGUGACAAAAAGAAAGAGAAGGAGAAGGAGAAGGACAGGGACAAAGGUAAAGCGAAAACCCGCAUCUCAGGGGAGAAGAGAGUUGCCGGACAGUAUGAGAAUGAUGACAAACAGAGGUUUCAUCAGGAAGAGAAGAACCAGGAUAAAGAUAAAAGCAGUGUCUCAAAUGAGAAGAAACAGACUAUGCAGUUCCAGGGUUACGAUAAAGAGAAGCCUAUCAAAAAUAGCCUUCUGGCCAAAGAGACCGAGGAUUCAAGAUUCUUGCAGGAGUUGGAUAGGAGGAUCAGAGAUGAAGAAAAGGGUGCCGGAACCCAGUUGGUUGAGAGAUUUGCCAGUGGAGAUCCAAGAAAGGAAGAGGGGAUGGGCAAAUUGGUGGUCAAGGAUACUGGACGUUUGGUUGAAGAGAAGGAAGAAGACAAGGAUAGGAGAGUUGAUAAUAGAAAGAUGGAUGGGCGAGAGAUGGGCAAAUUGGUGGUCAAGGAUGGUGGACCUUUGGGUGAGGGGAAGGAAGAAAACAAGGAUAGGAGAGUUGAUAAUAGGAAGAUGGAUGGGCGAGGAAUCAGGUUUGAGACAGGAUUUAAUGGAAUUACGAUGGCCCAGAACAUCACUGGUAUGGUCCAAAAUGGAACUGAAGGUAUGCCCAGACCAAUGGAGAAAAACAUUGAGACAAGGAUGGAAGGGAAAGAGACGUCCAAAGAGAAAGAUGUUAAUGAUAAAAGCGGCGUUAAAAGGAAGGAUAAAAAUAGGGAGGAAAAGAGCCAGACGAAGGAUAAAGAUGUGGAAAAAGAGAAGAAGAAAGCAGAGAAAGUGAAAGAGAAAAGUGAAAACAAGUUUGUAGCGCAGGAUAAAGUUAAAGAUAGCAACAAGAAUGGCCUUAUUGAUGAUACUGCCCAUAUAAGAAACUUGCAUCUUCCCAAGGAGAGUGACAGGACUGCUGCCGCGGUGGGAAAUAUCAAUAAAAGAAACGACCUUGGGACAAAUGGAUUUUCACAUGCCGACGAUGUUAGGCCCAAUAAAAAGCCCAGGCCCACUUCUCAUCUAUCGACAGAAAAUGGAAGAAAAUUGGAACCUUGCCAAACUUCCAUCCUGUUUCCUUCAGAUAGACAGGGAACUGCCAAUAAUUUUAAGUUGGAUAGUAAGGAGAGCAAGCGAAAUGGUAUAACUGAAGUGCAGCCAUCCUUCUCUAUCUCCUCAGUGGAGGCUUUGUCUGCUGUUAAGCAAGCCAAUAAAAUUGCAGCAGCAUCAAGAAAACCACCCCACCCUGAUUCCAAGUAUCUGAGUAAGGUACUUUCAGUUCCCAAAAUGGAAGAGUGGCUUGAUUUUGAUGGCCAGGAGUGGCUCUUUAGCAGCAACAUCCCCCCAUCAAAGAAGCUUGAUGAGGGUUCUCUUGGGACGAACGAGAUACCACUGGUGUGGGCUGAACCUCUGAAGAUGGAGUCAGCUGAUGUUUGUGCUCUGCCAUAUGUCAUUCCUUACUAGCAUUUAAAUGGGGACGAUUCAACGCAAAGGACACAGCUAUUGCAAAGUAAUGGCAACAUCGGACUUCUGAGAUGGAUUACUCUCAUUGGCUUUCUGCGUUCUUUUGUUGUUACACUCCUCAGUUGCAGAAAGUAUUUUGUGACUGAUACCCUGUUUAGAAAUUGUUUCCAAUGAAAUGGUUUCUGUCACUCGGUAGGUUGAUGGUGUGUCUUUGCGACGCUAGGGUUAGAGAGUCAUUUUUUGCCGCCUUGCACUGAACAGCUAAUUCACUCAAAUGGGAAUUUGCAUAAAGACUCAGACUCUCAGAGGCAUCAUAGGAGAGCUUUGUUUAGGAAGGAUGAUGUAUAAGCUUAUGAAAUUUUAUUUCAUUUGCUCAAGGCUGAUGUGCUCUUUCUCAUUGAGUGUGUGUAAGAAAAUCUAGCUGUGGUCCUCUGCAUUUCACCAAAAUUUUUGAUUUUUAACAUAGAACUCUUAUUUUACCCCCAAAAAAAAAAAAAAAAUGUAAGAUAAGAGGGAAAAGAAAAAGAGUUAGUUUCCUUCAGUUGAUCAUCAUUUGCUGUAAUUAUAGUUUUUUGUUCAAAUUUCUUUCUGUUAUCUGUA